ACAACAAUUUGGGUAAAACAGGCUGAGCACUGCUCUAAGUCUGUUUAGUAGUCGCUGGUCUCCGACAAGACCAAAACGUUGUUUUGCGGCCGUUCCUAUACCUUCUUCGGUUUCGUUCGGUUUCCUGUCUUCAUGUUUGCAGUGACACACAUCAAAGCGGCCUUGUACAGGAGAGCGGAAGGACAACUUUCGGAAUCAUUGGCCAGAGGUGUACGUACCAGUUAUAGUUCAACGCGGGCACGCACACUCACGGAGCGUGUCGUGUUUUCUGUCGAGCGUCAGCCCUGAAAGGAACGUGUCGACCAUCUGGUUUCGUUAGUUUAGCAGCUAUUCCCGCCGCUGUUCUGUUGAAGUCUCUGUCAGGUGGGCACGAUAUACAACUCCCAUUCCCUGCGGUGCUCAACACAACCAAUCCCUCCAUCUUGCAGUAGAGAGUGGAUACAGGAGAAAGGAGCAACGUCUCAAGACUUGGAUUGAAGAAUCUCCCAUAGCUGCAGAUCAGACCGCUAGCAACGUUACUUGGACAGAGUGUUCCUUAGCUGUGUCAUAUUAUCACGAGGAUCUACCACUGAACCCCGAUCAUCACAAGAGCUCAUAAAGACCGUGCGCGGAGCGUCAAGAUGGCUGACGGAAGAUGUUUGACAGGCAGGGUCAUGGAAUUGAUGGUAUGGGCACUUCUGUGUCUCACCUGCGUAUCAGCAGAGACACUCAGUCCACUGGCGUCCGCGUUCCGCAUCAUGGUCGUGCCAUCCGACCUGGAUCGCAGUAUUCAGGUAGUCAAGCCCAAUCAGAAGGUGGCCGUACAGCGGAACAGCUCGUUCGACUUGUCAUGCUACACGUCUGCGCAGACACUGGACGUCACGUUCAAGAAGUGGCUGCCCACCUUCAACGUGUCGCAGAUCGAGAUGGCCUGGUUUCGCGACGGCCGACCGUUCCACCGCUCACCCAAUGCCCUGGUGACCGGCUGGCUGAACGACGAGCUUCGCGAGGAUUAUCAGAUCCAUUUCGACCAGUUCACUGCCCAGGACGGGGGAGACUACGAGUGUCAUGUCACGCUCGGUCCCUUCAAGCUUACCAUCAACGCCACCAUAGGCUUGGCGCCAUAUUUGGUAAUGAAGCCGGCACCCUAUGAGUACGCCGCCAAGGGAUCCAAUCUGGCAUUGCAGUGUCAGGCGUUCGGGUAUCCGCAACCGCAGGUCAGCUGGUGGAACAUGAAAACGAACCAGGUUGUGGCCAAGCACAACCAUCUGUUCGUGCUGAAUCUGCGCAGAAAGCACAGCGGGAUGUACAAAUGCGUAGCGAGGAACUCCGUGGGAGAAACUUCGGCAGUAACCAGCCUCACAGUUACUGAACCGCUUAGAUGGGUAGGGAAAUCAGCACCAAUAGUCUCUAGCAAGCUAGGAGACCUGGCUGCGUUGGAAUGUCAUGCUAAGGGAUUCCCAUCACCAAGCGUACAGUGGACAUUCACGCCAACAUUGAGCUGCUCAAACGAUGCUCAGCAGCAGCAGCAGCCGGAGCUGGUCAAGCCCCAGGCGAUACCCUUGAACGCCACUGGUUGGCGCCUGGCGAUCUCUCAAGUCACCAAACGUGAUUUGGGGGUCUACAAAUGCGUUGUGGAGAGUCGCCCGACAUGUUGUCCCACUGUUACGGCCCAGCCUGCACUGCAGAUGAAGACGUGUCUCAGUAUAGAUCCCGCAGCAGUCGGUAGUGGUGAGGUACACAAGGAUAACGCACUUGCAACUGGCCCGACGCAGAGCAUCUCGGGUCUGGACUAUUCGUCUGCAGCUCACCAUGACAGCUAUGGUACCACAGUGUUGAUUCUCACACUCAGUAUGUGCACAGUUGUCUGGACAAUGCUCAGAUGAGGGUGCUGACGUUGACCCGUAAAGCUAGACAAAUAGCUUUCUUGUUGUGUGGUCAACGAAUCCAAUGACCAGAAGCAACUACAGUGGAACCUGUCUCUAAGACGACCGCUCAUGGGAACUUCAAAACGUGGUCUCUGUUGCCAGGUGAUCUCCUUAGCCAGGGUCAUUUCACUGGAAAUAACAUCCCAUGGUCCUGAUUACAGUGGUCUUCUAGGACAGGUGAUCGCCUUAUCCGAGUGGUCGCCUUGACAGGUUCUACAUGUGCAUGUAUUGUAAACGUGGCUUUGACAGAACUCUAACACACCCAAACAUUCAGACCCUUCGCCGAAGGAAUUGAGUAUACCAUAAUUUUAUCAUUAAUUUUGAUACACUAUUAAAUUUUCUAACUGUGCGACUCCCAUUCAAAAUGGCCGCCAAGUACCUGUACAUGUAAUUUACUGCAACAACGCAAGUUGCGGAUUGUUCAAUUUUGUAAAUAAUGCAUUGUAUACUACUAUGCUAUGCCUUAUGAUGUACAAGUACAUGUAUGACUAUGGGCACAUGUACAAAGUCAUGUUCAUUUUGCUAAAAUAAAUUUGACAACAGCAUGUUUGGUCUUUCUGUCAGCAUUUUGACAGCAUGAGCCACGCAGAGUUUUGAGGGCUAAAAUACAGUAUUCACGCACUCAGCAAUAAUGUCAUGUACUUGUACAUGUGUUUGCCACACUCGAAAAUUAAUUCGCUAAUCAUGCAUGUGUUGCUGAAGUGAAGAUGGCUUUGCUUCGAGGAGCAAUUACUUGAA
Messenger RNA from Sycon ciliatum, 2645 nucleotides. Its product is annotated as hemicentin-2-like. The transcript has 6 exons. Gene Ontology annotation, molecular function: cell-cell adhesion mediator activity. Bases 621 to 1865 code for a protein of 414 amino acids. Gene Ontology annotation, cellular component: axon; plasma membrane. The record is from RefSeq and is a predicted model, not a curated record. Gene Ontology annotation, biological process: homophilic cell-cell adhesion; axon guidance; dendrite self-avoidance. NCBI's taxonomy places the organism in Eukaryota, Metazoa, Porifera, Calcarea, Leucosolenida, Sycettidae.